Messenger RNA from Folsomia candida, 1266 nucleotides. Its product is annotated as zinc finger and BTB domain-containing protein 14. Gene Ontology annotation, cellular component: nucleus. Gene Ontology annotation, biological process: regulation of transcription by RNA polymerase II. The transcript is spliced from 2 exons. The record is from RefSeq and is a predicted model, not a curated record. Lineage: Eukaryota; Metazoa; Arthropoda; Collembola; Entomobryomorpha; Isotomidae. Bases 140 to 1075 code for a protein of 311 amino acids. Gene Ontology annotation, molecular function: protein binding.
GUCAGACCAUGGACAAACCUGUCUCACUUUUUGAUUCUCACAACAAUACUGAAACUGAUGAAAGAAAGUCAAUAAUUUAAAAUUUUAGGACACUUUAAAUGUAUUUAAAAAUCUAUUAAUACUAGUAGAAACUUGAAGGAUGGCAUCAUCGACUGCGUCGGGUGUUGAGGGGUCAAACCCUGCUGAGGAAAUGCUGAUACGUCUCGAAUCGUCUACCCAUGUUUCCAACUUGACCAAGAAAUUACAAGAACAAUUCCUCAACAAGGCGUUGGUGGAUAUCGCACUAGUCACGGAAGAAGGACAAUUCAUUCAUGCUCACAAGUUUAUUCUUUCGGCUGGCUCACCAUAUUUCAAGGACAUUAUUGACCACGCUUCAAAGCUAAAGUCCACUCACAGCUCAUCUUGUCCCUUAAUUAUUUGUCUUUCUGGGAUGAAAUAUGUUCAUCUUUAUCCACUGAUAAAGUACUUAUACACUGGCAGUGUGGAUGUUUCUCAAAACGAUCUCAGAAUUUUGAUAAAGACUGCAUUUCAACUAAAAAUUAGUGGGUUGUAUGAAGAGGCAGAAGAUAUUAUGCAAAGUUCGGAAGCAGAAUUUACAAACGAUGACAGUAAUAGCAACGAUUUGGGCAUUGAAAGUAUUUUCAAGGAAGAACAAGAUGAAGAUACAAUUGACGAAGAUAACGAAGUCGAUGAUGAACCAUUCCAGCAUUUUUUAGUAGAAACUGAUAUUGUGGAAGAUCAUGCACAGUCGUCUGCAGAUUUAUCCUCAGUUAGCCGUCUAUCGCAACCACCCCCACCAUCAUUUACUCCCAAGAAGAGACGUUCUUUAUCUAAUCGGUUUUCGAAAAGCUGCAAUCGAAAAAGUGACAGUAACCAGCCGGGAAAGGUAGUCCAAUGUUGUAACUGUGGAAAUGUCUAUCGAUGUAAUAAGUCCUUAUGGAGGCACAAAAAGUUCAACUGCCCAGCUACCGAGAGUACGAAAGUAACGUUUGUAUGCAAAAUUUGUGCAAAAGGGUUUAGUCGGUCUGAUAAUUUAAAGAGACAUGUCAUGAUUGCACAUCAGGAAAAAUGCUGACAAGGUUGAAAUUUGCAUGUUUACUAAACAUGGCAUAUGAGAUUUUACCAGAGACUUAAAAGUUGGUCUGUACAGAAAAUUAAUUGGAUUAAACUAUUUUUACUGCAAGAUCUCAAUAGUAUAUUUAUAAUUUUGUAAAGUCUGAAAACCAUUACAAAACUUAAAAAUAAAUUUUAACUCUUAAAAUCUCA